AUGUCCGCCUCUACCAGAAUCCCUCCCAUCGCUCAGCCAUUCGUCAGCGACCGCGCCAAAAAGACCCUCGACCUGGUCGAAGAAUUCGUCGAAAAAGACUGCAUCCCCGCCGACCCCCUCUUCCAAGCCCAACUCGACGCCGCACCCUCCCGAUGGCAAGCCCACCCCCCGGUAAUCGAAGAGCUCAAGACCAAGGCCCGCCGCCUGGGCCUCUGGAACAUGUUCCUUUCCAAGAGCCACUUCUCGCAGGGCGCGGGCUUCACGAACCUCGAGUACGGCCUAAUGGCGGAGUAUCUGGGAAAGAGCUCGAUUGCGAGCGAGGCGACGAACAACGCGGCGCCGGAUACGGGGAAUAUGGAAGUGUUGGCCAAGUAUGGGAAUGAGGCGCAGAAGGGGGAGUGGUUGGGGUCGUUGUUGGAGGGGAAGAUUCGCAGUGCGUUUUUGAUGACGGAGCCGGAGGUCGCGUCUAGUGAUGCUACGAAUAUUCAGUUGAGAAUUCGGAGGGAGGGCAACGAGUAUGUCCUGAAUGGAUCGAAAUGGUGGUCCUCUGGUGCCGGUGACCCCCGUUGCCAGGUCUACCUGGUCAUGGGCAAAUCCGACCCUACCAACCAAGACACCUACAAGCAACAAUCCGUCGUCCUGGUCCGCGCCAACACCCCGGGAAUCACCGUGCACCGCAUGCUGACCGUCUACGGCUACGACGACGCUCCCCACGGUCACGGUCACAUCACCUUCGAGAACGUCCGCGUGCCUGUCUCCAACAUGGUCCUAGGUGAAGGCCGCGGCUUCGAGAUCAUCCAGGGCCGUCUGGGCCCCGGCCGCAUUCACCACGCCAUGCGCACCAUCGGUGCCGCCGAAAAGGCCAUCGAAUGGUUGAUCGCGCGGAUCAACGACGACCGCAAGAAGACCUUCGGGCAGAGCCUGAGCUCGCACGGUGUGAUCCUGGAGUGGGUUGCGAAGUCGCGGAUUGAGAUUGACGCUGCGCGACUGAUCGUGCUGAACGCCGCGAUCAAGAUCGACCAGGGCAACGCCAAGGCUGCGCUGAAGGAGAUCGCGCAGGCCAAGGUCCUUGUCCCCCAGACUGCGCUCACCAUCAUCGACCGCGCGGUGCAGGCGUACGGUGCCGCGGGUAUCUGUCAGGAUACUCCCUUGGCGUACAUGUGGGCGUUGAUCCGGACGCUGCGCAUCGCAGAUGGACCUGAUGAGGUGCAUCUGCAGCAGUUGGGUAAGCGGGAGAACCGAUCGCGGAAGGACGCUGUUGUGUCCAAGUUGAACUGGCAGCGUGCUGAGACGGAUCGGUUGCUUACUGCUAAUGGAUUUGGAAAGAUUAAGUCUCAUCUGUAA
This is a messenger RNA of Aspergillus glaucus CBS 516.65, 1344 nucleotides long. RefSeq names its product acyl-CoA dehydrogenase family protein. The record is from RefSeq and is a predicted model, not a curated record. NCBI's taxonomy places the organism in Eukaryota, Fungi, Ascomycota, Eurotiomycetes, Eurotiales, Aspergillaceae. Gene Ontology annotation, molecular function: oxidoreductase activity, acting on the CH-CH group of donors; flavin adenine dinucleotide binding. Bases 1 to 1344 code for a protein of 447 amino acids. The transcript has 3 exons.